GAGUUGAGAAGGAAAGGGUUGAGAAUAAGACAGAGAAAAUUGAUAGUGAGAGAGAGAAGAGAGAGAGAGAGAAAAAAGUAGUGUGGCCACUCUGGAGACACACAAAAACCAACUCAAUUUUCUGGUUUCUGCUCUGUAAAAUUCCCUCUCUGCUUCUUCAACCCCCAUCUUCUCCUUUCAACAAAGCUUGAAUCUUUUCACUCACUCUCAUCCAAAAAUCCUUCUGGGGUUUCUUCUUUCAAUGUCACAACUCUAGCAUUCCCAAUUCUGCAACUGCAACUCACCCUUUCACCAAAGGCAUCACCUUUGAAGAUCAGAGACAACUUCUGCUACCAUGGCGUCAAAAUCCAGAUCCAAUCUAUCUGAAAAUCCCAACAAAGCAUCACUGGCAACGCCGAGAGUCAGUAAAGUUAGAAAGGUAGUGUCAAAAUCACAAUCUGAUUCACCAUCACCUCUGCAAAAUUCACGCCCUUCUGUGGAACGGUCGCCGCGAUCUGUGAACUCAAAGCCCACUGUUGAGCGGAAAUCACCAAGACCUCCAUCCACCCCACCUGAUAAACAAGCCCCAAAAGCAGAAAAGGGUUUAGAAUUGCAGAACCAGUUGAAUCUUCUUCAAGAAGAUCUAAAGAAAGCAAAGGAGCAGCUCCUUCAGGCUGAGAAGGAGAAGGUAAAAGCUACUGAUGAGUUGAAAGAAGCACAGAGAGUGGUUGAGGAAGCAAAUGAGAAACACAGGGAAGCAUUGGUGGCUCAAAAGCGGGCUGAGGAGAAUUCUGAGAUUGAAAAAUUCCGAGCUGUUGAAUUAGAACAGGCUGGAAUUGAAACUGUGAAAAAGAAGGAGGAUGAAUGGCAGAAAGAGCUUGAAAGUGUGAGGAACCAGCAUGCUUUGGAUGUGGCAGCUCUUCUCUCCACCACUCAGGAGCUUCAGCAGGUUAAACAAGAACUCGCCACGACUUGUGAUGCAAAGAACCAAGCAUUGAACCAUGCUGAUGAUGCGACUAAAAUUGCUGAAACUCAUGCAGAGAAAGCAGAUCUUCUCUCAGCUGAAGUAACGCGGCUGAAGGCCUUACUAGAUUCAAAAAUGGAAACAGAGGCUAGUGAAAAUGAGGUUAUAUUGAAGCUGAAAACAGAGAUAGAAGCUCUCAAGCAAGAACUUGAACAGGCCAGGGUUUAUGAUGAGAAGCUGACAGAGAAAGAGACUUCUAUCGAACAGCUCAAUGUUGAGCUUGAAGCUGCAAAGAUGGCUGAAUCUUAUGCACAUAGUCUGCUAGAGGAGUGGAAGAAGAAGUUUGAGGAACUUGAAAUGAGGGUUGAAGAAACAAACAAGUUGGAGAGAUCUGCAUCAGAAUCUUUGGAAUCUGUAAUGAAACAACUAGAAGGAAGCAAUGAUUUGUUGGAUGAUGCAGAAUCUGAAAUUUCAACUCUUAAGGAGAAGGUGGGAUUGUUAGAAAUGACAACUGGGAGGCAGAGAACAGAACUUGAGGAUUCACAACACCGACUUCUUAUGGCUAAGGAAGAAAAUCUUGAAUUGACAAAGAAGGUUGAGUCUCUCAAAUCUGAACUUGAGACUGUUAAGGAAGAGAGAGAUCAGGCUUUGAACAAUGAACACCUUGCAGCUUCUAGUGUCCAGACCCUAUUAGAAGAGAAAAACAAACUUAUCAAUGAAUUGGAGAAUUCUAGGGAUGAAGAAGAAAAGAGCAAAAAGGCAAUGGAAAGUUUAGCUUCUGCAUUACAUGAAGUAUCUGCAGAAGCUAGAGAAACCAAAGAAAAUAUACUAAGUAGCCAAGCUGAAAAGGACAGCUAUGAGAACCAGAUUGAAGAUUUAAAGUUAGUCUUAAAAGGUACUAAUGAAAAAUAUGAGUCAAUGCUGGAUGACGCACGGCACGAGAUUGAUGUUCUUAUAUGCAGUAUUGAAAAUUCUAAGAAUGCCUAUGAGAACUCCAAAGCUGAGUGGGAGCAGAGAGAAUUUCAUCUAGUCAGCAGUUUAAAGAAAAAUGAAGAAGAGAACGUGUUCCUCGAAAAAGAAAUAAAUAGAUUGGUUCAUUUGCUUAAAGAAACUGAGGAAGAAGCUAGUGCUAACAGGGAGGAAGAAGCUCAGUUGAAGGAAAAUCUGAAGGAAGUUGAGGGUGAGGCAAUCCAGCUGCAGGAAGCUCUUAAGGAAGUGACGGCUGAGAACAUGAAACUGAAGGAGAAUUUAUUGGAUAAAGAAAAUGAGAUGCAGAGUAUUUUUCAAGAAAACGAUGAACUCCGAUUUAGGGAGGCUGAAUCUGUUAAGAAGGUGGAGGAGUUGUCUAAGUUGCUGGAAGAAGUUACAACCACAAACCACACUGACGAAAAUGGGGAUCUUACAGACAGUGAGAAGGACUAUGAUUUGCUUCCUAAAGUGGUUGAAUUUUCUGAAGAGAAUGGGCAUGGAGGAGAAGACAUUUCAAAGGUAGAGCUUCCAGCCAAUCAGGAGGAACUCCAACAUAGCUUACUAGAAGAAAGUAUCUUGAAUGACAAGAAUGAAGAGAUUGAAUUUCCCAAGCUUGAAGAUGUGAAUGGGAAAGUGAAGGAAGAUGAGAGCAAAGAAAAAGAUGACCCGGUAGAAGUUGAAUUUAAAAUGUGGGAGAGCUGCAAGAUAGAGAAAAAGGAGUUCUCACCAGAGAGAGAACCAGAGCCUGAAUCAUUUGAAGAGGACAUUGAGUCGAAGAUAGAAGAAGGCAGUGAGAGCUUUGACAAGAUAAAUGGCACCUCUGUAACAGAGAAUAUUGAUGAUGCAUCAAAACAACAAUUGAAGAAGAAGAAGAAAGCUCUGCUUGGCAAGUUUGGAAGCCUGCUCAAGAAAAAGAGUACUAGCAACCAGAGAUAGAACAAUAUUCAAAUUUGGAAGUUAUAUUGAACAUUCAAUUGUUUGUGUUUGCUUUAUGUUUGUUGCUUCUCAGAAUGUAAUUUUUAAGGAAUGAAGAGGCUUGUACUAUUGUUCAAAAUUUUAAGCCAUUGCUUCUUUUGGGUUGUAGUUCUCUAUGUUGUUUAUGCAAAGUGUAUGUGAUGCAAAUGCAACAGUUUUUCCCUCUUGCCCCCCAUAUCUGUAUCUUUAUGUAAUCCCAAUUCAAAUGAAAGUAUAGACAGAAGAAAUUCAGUGUUCAA
Lotus japonicus is the source of this 3126-nucleotide messenger RNA. RefSeq names its product WEB family protein At3g02930, chloroplastic-like. The record is from RefSeq and is a predicted model, not a curated record. Gene Ontology annotation, biological process: reciprocal meiotic recombination. The coding region runs from base 335 to 2848 and encodes 837 amino acids. NCBI's taxonomy places the organism in Eukaryota, Viridiplantae, Streptophyta, Magnoliopsida, Fabales, Fabaceae. The transcript has 3 exons.